GCGCCUUAAGUGGGACGGGGUGGGGGGGAAUGUAGUCGAUAGCGAAGGAUACACAGAAGCGCACACUCCUGCAUGCAGCCACAUCUGGCUUUACAGUGGAGCACAGACCAUAUGUGUACAUGUGAGCACUGAGGAGUGGAGGGCUUCACAACUCGAUUGAGGAGUAAAUAUAAGAAAAUGGACCCGGAGUUAUGGAUUUAAAGUGCAGAGGACUUGAAAUGGGCGGUCUACUGGUGGCGUUGCUGCUCUGGAGUUGCCUUCUGUCGGCGGUUGACGGGUCACCGCUCCUUCUUUUUUGCCAAUCGGCGUGACGUGCGAUUGGUAGAUGCAGAUGGGGUCCGAGGGGGAGUCCGCCAUCAUCGUGAGUGACCUGGAAGAUGCAGCAGCUGUGGACUUCUUGUAUUCUGAACGUCUGAUAUUUUGGACGGAUGUCAGUGAAGAAGCCAUCAAACAGACUCACUGGAAUCAGUCUUCUAACUCCCUUAAAGAGGCACUAGGAACAGGCCAGACUGUGGUAGUAUCAGGGUUAGACAGUCCUGAUGGGCUGGCCUGUGACUGGUUGGGUAAAAAGCUCUACUGGACGGACUCAGAGACCAAUCGCAUUGAAGUGGCCAACCUAGAUGGAACCUCAAGAAAGGUGUUGUUCUGGAUGGACUUGGACCAGCCCAGGGCGAUCGCUCUCAACCCUGGCCAACGCUACAUGUACUGGACAGACUGGGGGGAGGAACCCAGGAUCGAGCGUGCUGGCAUGGAUGGCAGCAACAGGAAAGUAAUAGUGAAUGAGGACAUUUACUGGCCCAACGGUCUCACCAUAGACCUGGUGGAACAGAAGUUGUACUGGGCUGAUGCCAAACUCAGCUUCAUUCAUAGAGCCAAUCUGGAUGGAUCGGCACGUGAAACAGUGGUGGAAGGCACCCUGACCCAUCCUUUUGCCCUGACAUUGUCUGAGGAGACAUUAUACUGGACCGACUGGCAGACUCGUUCCAUCCACGCCUGUAGCAAACACAGUGGAGACAAAACCAGAGAGAUCCUCAGUGGGAUUUACUCUCCUAUGGACAUACAGGUUCUGGAGCCCUACCGCCAACCAGACAUCCAGACACCAUGCAGUACCGAUAAUGGAGGCUGCAGUCACCUCUGCUUACUCUCUCCAGUUGAGCCUUUCUAUAGCUGCGCCUGCCCCACUGGCGUGCAGCUUAAACCAGACAGAAAGACAUGCAAACCAGGAGCAGAGCAAGUUCUGUUGCUGGCUCGACGGACGGACCUUAGGAGGAUCUCACUGGACCUGCCAGAUUUCACAGACAUAGUACUGCAGGUUGAUAACAUUCGCCAUGCCAUAGCUAUAGAUUAUGACCCAGUUGAAGGUUAUGUCUAUUGGACGGAUGAUGAGGUUCGGGCCAUUCGACGAUCGAGCAUUGAUGGCAGUAAUGCAACGAUGUUGGUUACCACGGAGAUCAACCACCCAGAUGGCAUUGCUGUCGACUGGGUUGCCAGAAACCUGUACUGGACUGACACUGGCACUGAUCGGAUUGAGGUUACCAGGCUAAAUGGAACCUCUCGGAAAAUUUUGAUUUCUGAGAACUUGGAAGAACCCAGAGCCAUUGUUCUGGACCCUGUUAAUGGUUACAUGUACUGGACUGACUGGGGUGAGCAUCCGAAGAUUGAGCGAGCCAAUCUGGAUGGAACAGCCCGGCUGGUCUUGGUCAAUAGCUCUCUGGGCUGGCCCAAUGGACUGGCUAUAGACUAUACAGCAGGAAAACUUUACUGGGGAGAUGCCAAAACAGAUAAGAUAGAGGUGAUCAGUGUGGAUGGUAGUAACAGACAGACUCUACUAGAGGACAAGCUGCCUCAUAUCUUUGGUUUUACUCUAUUGGGGGAUCAUAUCUACUGGACUGACUGGCAGAGACGGAGCAUUGAGAGGGUCCACAAAACCACAGCUGUACGAGAGAUCAUUAUCGAUCAGCUGCCAGAUUUAAUGGGGCUGAAGGCAACUAAAGUGACAGAGACCUUUGGUACAAACGGCUGUGCUGGUGAUAAUGGUGGAUGUAGCCAUCUGUGUUUCUGGCGUCAGCAGGCUGUCAGCUGUGCCUGUCCAAUGGGGAUGGAGCUCCUGUCAGACCUCCAGACCUGUGUGGUGCCCGAGGCCUUCCUGCUCUUCACUAAUAGGGACAACAUCAGGAGUAUUUCUUUAGGUACCAACAGCAAUGAUGUGGUCAUUCCUGUGACAGGAGUUAAAGAGGCCUCUGCUCUUGAUGUUUACGUCUAUGAAAGAAGAAUAUAUUGGACAGACAUACAGGCAAAGACAAUCAGCAGAGCCUACAUGAAUGGCAGCUCUGUAGAACACAUUAUAGAGUUUGGACUGGACUACCCAGAAGGCAUGGCAGUUGACUGGAUGGGUCACAACAUUUACUGGGCAGAUACAGGCACUAACCGCAUUGAAGUGGCCCGGUUGGAUGGCCAGUACCGACAGGUUCUGGUCUGUAAGGAUCUUGACAAUCCUCGAUCAUUGGACAACCCACGAUCACUAGCACUGGACCCAGCCAAUGGCUACAUGUACUGGACAGAGUGGGGAGGUCGGCCACGCAUAGCCAGAGCCUACAUGGAUGGCAGCACCAUCACAACAUUGGUGGAUAAAGUGGGCCGUGCCAAUGGACUGACCAUUGACUAUGUAGACCAUCGUCUCUACUGGACUGACCUAGACACAUGCAUGAUUGAAAGCACCAACAUGCAAGGCCUUCAGAGAGAGAUCAUAGUAGACGACCUGCCUCAUCCCUUUGGUCUCACACAGUACCGCGAUUUUAUCUAUUGGACUGAUUUUAACCUGCGUAGCAUUGAACGUGCAGACAAACGCAGCGGAUACAACCGUACUGUGGUGCUGCAGGGCCAGCUUGAGCUGAUGCUGGACAUCCUGGUCUUCCACUCUUCUCGUCAGGAUGGCACUAAUGAGUGCACACACAACAACGGCAACUGUGCCCACCUCUGCCUGGCCACUCCUGCUGGUGCCCAGUGCCGGUGUGCCUCCCACUACACCUUGAACCCAGAUGGACGAAACUGUAGCUCUCCUUCAAGUUUCCUGCUCUUCAGUCAAAAGGCUAGCAUCAGCAGAAUGGUUUUAGGAGAGCAGAGUCCCGACAUCAUCCUUCCUAUCCAUGUAAUGAGAAAUGUUCGAGCUGUCAGCUAUGACCCGGUGGAACGACUGGUGUACUGGCUCGAUGGGCGACAGAAUAUACGCAGAGCCAGAGAUGAUGGGGCCAUGUCGUCAAUGAUAGUCAGCAGCACUGCUCAACCAGUGGACAACCAGCUUCAUGACCUGAGCCUGGAUCCCUAUAGUCGGAACAUCUACUGGACCUGUGAGACAACCAACACCAUCAACGUCAAGAGGAUGGAUGGUCACACUGUGGGCGUGGUCAUCAAGGAUGACACAGACAAGCCAAGGGCCAUUGUGGUCAAUGCUGAGAAAGGGUACAUGUAUUUCACCACAGUGCAGGAGCGCUCAGCUAAGAUUGAAGGUGCCAGUUUGGAUGGUACAGAGAGGGAGUCUUUGUUCACCACUGGCCUCAUCAGACCAGUAGCUCUGGCACUCGACAAUAAGCUGGGAAAACUAUUCUGGGUUGAUGCUGACCUUAAACGCAUUGAGAGCAGUGACCUGACAGGAGCAAAUCGCAUUGUCCUACAGGACUCAAACAUUCUCCAGCCUAUGGGGCUGACAGUGCUGGGUGACCAUCUGUACUGGAUUGACCGUCAGCAGCAGAUGAUUGAAAGGGUGGACAAGCUUACUGGAGAUGGGCGCACACGCAUACAGGGACGGAUAUCAUACCUUACCUCCAUCCACGCUGUGGAAGAGAUCGACCCACAGGAGUUUGCGUCCCACCCAUGUUCUCGUGACAAUGGGGGCUGUUCUCACAUCUGCAUUGCGAAGGGUGAUGGAACACCUCGCUGCUCCUGUCCCAUGCACCUGGUGUUGCUGCAGGACCUGCUGCACUGUGGAGAGCCACCUACCUGCUCAACAGAGCAAUUCACCUGCUCCACAGGGGAGAUUGACUGCAUUCCGAUGGCCUGGCGUUGCGACGGCUUUCCAGAAUGUGAAGAUGGCAGUGAUGAAGACAACUGUCCCAUCUGUUCUGCAUACCAGUUCCGAUGUGACAAAGGAGGCUGCAUUGAUGCUCAGAGACGCUGCAAUGGUGAAUUGGACUGUGCUGAUCACUCUGAUGAGCAGGACUGUGAAACUAUCUGCCCUCCCAACCAGUUCCGCUGUGGUGACAAUCAGUGUAUCACAAAGAAACAACAGUGUGACAAUUACUCCGACUGUCCUGAUGGAUCAGAUGAACUCGCCUGCGAGCAUGUGUCACCUCCCUCCAGUGGCAUCCCUAGCACUGGGCCCAACACUAUCGGCCCAGUUAUUGCCAUCAUCCUGCUCGUCUUCAUCAUCGGGGGAGCUUAUUUUGUCUGCCAGCGUGUGGUGUGUCGACGAUACAAAGGCCCCAGUGGGACUUUCCCUCAUGAGUACAUCAGCGGGACGCCCCAUGUACCUCUCAACUUCAUCACCCCCAGCGGUUCUCAGCAUGGUACCUAUCAAGGUAUCUCCUGUGGGAAGUCCAUGAUGAGUUCUGUCAGUCUGAUGGGCAGCAGCAGCAGUGGAGCUCCUCUUUAUGAUAGAAAUCAUGUGACUGGAGCUUCAUCCAGCAGCUCUUCAUCUACAAAGGGAGCCUUCUAUCCUCAGAUCCUGAACCCUCCUCCCUCUCCAGCCACUGACCGCUCUCUCUACAACACAGAGAUCUUCUACUCCUCCAACAGUCCAUCUACCACCAGAUCAUAUAGACCCUAUAACCCGGUCCGUGGCACCGUCCCACCUACCACUCCCUGCAGUACCGAUGUCUGCGACAGCGACUACACUCCCCACCACCCGCCGGCUGGGCUGGGGCUGUCAGUGGGUCGCUGGAAGGGCUCUGGCCACGGCAGCCACACCAAACACAAGUACUACAUGGACCUCAACUCAGACUCUGACCCAUACCCUCCACCCCCCACGCCCCGAUCCCAGUAUAUGUCAGCUGAGGAAAGCUGCCCUCCAUCCCCUUCUACAGAGCGUUCCUACUUCCACCUAUGUCCCCCUCCUCCCUCUCCCUGCACUGACUCUUCAUGACCCUCAACAGCCUGGGACCCCUGUGAGAAAGAAAGGGAUGAAGUCAGCUAGCUACAAGGACUUCAUAUCAGCUGAUUAGGCUCAAGUGCCUUAUUGGUCCUUUUAUCAUUCCAGUCAUCCAGGAGUUCUCAGGGUGGCCAUUGUCUAAUCUUCCAAAUGCCCUGCUUGAACAUUCACUCGUUUGGAACAGGUUGAAGGUUCAAGGCUGUCCCUGCCAUGCCUCAGGGCAUUCCCUCUUUAAGUUUCAUUCCAUGGAAUGAAGAAACCUUCCUGUGCUGGGCCAGUUUUGGGUUUCCAUCAGUCCAAAAAGGAUCCUGAUUUCUCAUGCUGCUUCCUCUUCAGCAUGCAGUGACCUCACCAACCGAGUGUGAAAACCACAGAUCCAGUGCAUCCAAUAGACCACCACCUCAUCUCCCCCAAUCUUCACAGAAUUGUCUUGUCCUUCCUCACAGCAUCUGUGUCAGCAGGACUGUAUAUACUGUAGUGUAAAAAAUCACAUGAACAAAAAAACCCAACAACAAAUAAUGGAAAUGUUUUUCAUACUUUAUUCAUAGUGGGUGAUCCACAGCUUGACAGAAAACAAAGGACAGUGGAGUGAGUGAGUGUGUGAAUGAAGGAUGAAUGAAUAUACAUGAGCAUACAGGUAUGUGAAGGCUUGCUGGGUGAAUUGGAAAAAUCUGAUGACUGAUUUAUAAUAUGUACACUAAAAAAUAACAGAGUGGAUGAUCAAAGAGGUGAAGUCUGCUUCUUUUCCCACAUUGUGUUCUUCCAUUUCAAACUUUGAAUCCUCCAUAGCUGAACCCUGUGCCUUGUGAAGAAGUAAAGCCUUCUCCAGUCAACAAAGCGACUGCUAACAGUCUCUUCAUUGAGUAAAGUCACCGCCUGCCUGCAAUACACCAGACGAAUGCCAACAUGUAAAGCUAUUGUAAAUAUGUGUAAUGAAGUCAGUGAUUGAGAUAUGAGAAAUUAAUGCUUUUUGGUGUAACUAAGAACCUCUUCCAUCACUUUUUCUGUACUCUCAUCAUCCUGUUUACCAAAAAUAUGUUUGCUGCUAUUGUGUACAUACGAUAUCAGUUACUAUCAUUACACAGAAAGGCCAAAAUUGCCACUCUUAUCCUGACGGUAGAUCGUGAAGCUACUUUACAGUUAAUAACAAAUUAUUCUUAUAGCCAUGUUUGUUCUUUGUACUUUGUAUGUAGAUCAUUAUGUAUGUCUCUGUGUCAGUUGAAAUGUUUGGUUUGAAGGAGUUAUUUUUGGAAGGAGGUUGAAAGGUUGAAAACCUCCAUGCUUCAGAUGACUCUUCCCUGAUCUCGCCACAAAGUCUUUUGUGUGUUUUCGUACAAUGAACUCAUCACUGCAUAACCUGAGCUUGAAGGAUGGUUUAGAUGCUGUGAGUCUAACACACACAGUUUGAAGCAUCCUGAGUAAUCCCGAACACGUCGAGGCAACUGUUGCUUUAAUAUGGAACUGUAUAAAUAAAAUGUAAUUAAAUUGGAUUAAAUUAAACCAAAGGUAGCAGUUGCCUCAGAUUAGACAAACUUUCUGGCCUGUGAGCUUUGCCACAUUUUGUAAGAUAAUAACUACUGGAGAGAUUUUGGUGAAGUUGUCUAUUAGUAGUCCACUGAGGAUGAAAUCUUGAGACUUUGCUGACCCAUUAAUCUUUGCUCAUUACAUACAAGAAAUUGAUGUCGUAAUAACAGCUGGUGAUCAUGCUCCUAAAGGAAUGAACACUUUUAAACUUACGAAUGACCUGUUUUAAUUUGAUUGUGUCCUGCUUCAAAGAAAUAAUUUUCUCCAACGAUAUUUCAUGUUGCUCCAAAGGGCACAACUUUAUUCACUUCCUAUAGGAAUAUUUGUCGCUGUUACUGUAAAGACUAUGGAUUGGCAUGAGAAUAACCAUUUUCUUUUUCCAGCACAGUGCUAGCAAAGUUCAAAGACAGAUAGUGGGUCAGAAAAGUGCUUCUUUUAGCAGUCAUCAAGGUGAAAGUGUCCUUUGUUGCCCCUUUGUGCCUGGAAGAAGUUCACCUGUGUUAGAUGAGUUAGAGGGAAGUGCAGUUUGGCAGCACUUUGUAAAGGUCAGGAAUUGCAUGGUCUUGGAGUAAGCUUUGUUCCUGUUGCCUGAUUAAAUUAUCUCCAGUCAGGUGACAUUACAGCUAAAAUAGAUUUCCAGCUUAGGUAGCUGAAGUUGGGUGCUUUCUUAGCAGCACAACACAUUUAUGUUGAGGGCUGUAGGCCCUACCUCAAACCACUGUGUCAGUAAAACCUUGUACUUGUUGUCUCUGCUAAGAAUGCUUUGCGUAAUUUACCCUUGUGACAUUUUUUGUAUCAAAAGCAUUUUUAUAUAAUAAAGGUUUUAUUUUAA
Molecule: messenger RNA, 7499 nt
Organism: Oreochromis niloticus (Nile tilapia)
Lineage: Eukaryota; Metazoa; Chordata; Actinopteri; Cichliformes; Cichlidae
Gene: lrp5
Product: low density lipoprotein receptor-related protein 5
Exons: 29
Coding region: 326-5137 (1603 amino acids)
Biological process (GO): nervous system development
Molecular function (GO): protein binding
Source: RefSeq, a predicted model, not a curated record